Molecule: messenger RNA, 2754 nt
Organism: Ostrinia nubilalis (European corn borer)
Lineage: Eukaryota; Metazoa; Arthropoda; Insecta; Lepidoptera; Crambidae
Exons: 8
Coding region: 173-2659 (828 amino acids)
Cellular component (GO): cytoplasm; nucleus; ribonucleoprotein complex
Molecular function (GO): RNA binding; ATP binding; RNA helicase activity
Source: RefSeq, a predicted model, not a curated record
UAGGCGUUUCCGUUUCCGUCAGCCAUUAUCGAGUUGUUCGUUCGCCGGGUCUGAGUUAGGUCACAGUGAAUGAAAAAUCAAAUUAUUUUCAAAGUCUCUCUUAAUUGAGAGAUAACUACUCAAGCGUAUACCACCACGUAGAUUCUUCGACGGAUUCCUACAAAGCACGAAGAUGCAGUACAACGGAUUCCACAAUCAACACCCAAUUUACAGACCUCGACCAGACCGGAAUGAACAAUUCGGUAAAAUGCCAUUUUUUAAUGGUCUACAUGAUUUUGGCGGGCCAAAAAAUUUUGGUGGCCCAAGGAACAACAAUCUUGGCAACAAAAACAACUUCAGGCCAAGGAAUGAUUUCAACGGAAUGAGGAAUGAUAUGAAUAAUCAAAAGAAUGAUGGAAACCCGAAUGAUUUUGGAGGACCGAAAGAAUUUAGGCCUAGGAAUAAUUUCAACAACCAAGUUCAGAAGAAAGAAUAUGAUGGAGGACUAAAGCCUGGUGGCAGCAUGCAGAUUUACAACCCCAGAAAUGAUUUUGGCGGUCCUAAGCAGCAAAACUUCCAGAAGAACAAUUUUGGCCCUAAAAAUUUCAACAAUCAGACUCCAAACAAUGGCCAAAAUUUUGUUGCGAAAAAAGUUUUUACACAGAACCCUGGACAGCAACCUAUGGAUUUCAAUGCUCGUAAAUUGCAGAGUAAGAAAGCUAAACAUCCAGGUGACAGUUUAGUAAAGCCAAUCUGGGAUUUAAGUAACCUUGAACCUAUUCAGAAAGACUUCUACAAACCCCACCCCAAUGUUGAGAAUCGCACUGAUGAUGAAGUUCAGAUGUUCCGUGCGGAAAAAGAAAUAACAGUGAGCGGUAAUAACAUUCCACGCCCUAAUCAAAUGUUUGAUGAGGGUAAUUUCCCUGACCAUGUCAUGACCACUAUCAAGGAGCAAGGAUGGACUGAGCCGACUGGCAUUCAAGCUCAGGGUUGGCCAAUUGCUCUGUCUGGUCGUGACAUGGUGGGCAUUGCUUCAACUGGUUCGGGUAAAACCUUGGCCUACAUGCUGCCUGCUGCUGUGCACAUUGUACAUCAACAAAGAAUUCAAAGGGGUGAUGGACCCAUUGCUCUCAUCUUAGCACCUACUCGUGAACUGGCUCAACAGAUUCAAUCUGUUGCUCAGGCUUACAGUGCAAGGGGCUGCAUCAGGAACACGUGUCUCUUUGGAGGGUCUCCCAAAGGACCUCAAGCUAGAGAUUUGGAGAGGGGAGUAGAGAUUGUUAUUGCGACACCUGGACGAUUGAUUGACUUUUUGGAACGAGGCACUACUAAUUUACGUCGAUGCACUUAUCUAGUCUUGGAUGAAGCUGAUAGAAUGUUAGAUAUGGGUUUUGAGCCUCAGAUUCGUAAGAUUAUUGAGCAGAUUCGUCCCGACCGCCAAGUGCUGAUGUGGUCUGCCACCUGGCCAAAAGAAAUCCAAGCUCUGGCUGAAGAUUUUCUUAAUGAUUACAUCAAAGUAAACAUUGGAUCAUUGAACUUGUCUGCCAAUAAUAAUAUAAAACAGAUCAUUGAAGUAUGUGAAGAACAUGAAAAGGAGGGCAAGCUGACUAACUUACUGAAGGAGAUUGCUUCUGAGAGGGACAACAAAGUUAUUGUAUUUGUGGAGACUAAGAAAAAGGUGGAUGACAUCGCGCGUAGUGUACGAAGAAAUGGCCACAAAGCCCUCGCUAUUCACGGAGACAAGUCGCAACCGGAACGAGAUGCUGUCCUCAGCGAAUUCAGAAAUGGUGCCACUGCCAUCCUUAUUGCAACUGAUGUGGCUGCACGUGGUCUGGACGUUGAAGAUGUCAAGUUUGUCGUCAACUUCGAUUAUCCUAAUUCAUCUGAGGAUUACAUCCACAGGAUUGGUCGCACUGGGCGUUGCCAACAGUCUGGAACAGCAUACACUUAUUUCACAAGUGGAGACUGCCGUCAGUCACGCGCUUUAGUCGCUGUCUUGCGUGAAACGGGACAGAACCCACCUGCUAAACUUAAUGAAAUGGCGCGCAACAACAAUAACAACUCUGGACGUAACCGCUGGCAGCAACGCAAGGAAAACAACAGCGGAUCUAGCUCACCGCGUCAACAAAACAACCAAUGGAAUAACAAAAUGGCUUCAGUGGUGAAUGAGGAAGUGCCCAACACUUAUCAAAACCGAAACACCAACCAGCAACCACCACGUUUCAACAAUCAAAACCAGAAUAACCAGACUUACAGGCAAAAUAAUUACCAGAAGCAGCAAGUUCCAUUCCCCAGCCCAAAUGUCUUCGAGUCCAUGGGUAGCUACCAAGGAGGAUACAACAAUGGAUACCAGAAUGGAUACAACAAUCAAAAUGCUUAUGGACAGCGUCCUUACAACAAUGCGCGCAAUGGAAACCAACAGUACCGCAACAAUAACACGAAUGGAAAUAAGUCGGGUGGAUCUGGUUCGUCGUUCGGAUCUCCUCCGCCCCACUUCGCCACACCUCCCCACUUCCCACAGAUGCAUCCCCAUCACCAGGAUAUGCUUGGUGGCAAGUUCUACGGCGGCGGCGUGGGCGGCGGCGGGCCGUGCGGCUACCAGGCGGCCGUGGGCGCCAGCGUGCCCUACGCGCACCUGCCCCCCGGCCCGCUCCUGUACGCGGCUCCGGUCCAACAGUAAAUUUUCUCAUUCCCGCAUCAUCUCCCCUCAUGAUAUGCCGACAGAAGCUAAUUGUGGCUACGUCGUUUUAGCUAAAAAUCUCACUGUCUCUCUAA